AUGUCUUCUGAAGACGUCACCGGAGCUACUCCUCAGGAUGUUGGUGAACUAUCGCACGCGUUCGGCCGGACCAGCCUUGCUGAUGGCCCGGACGGCGAGCCAACGCCUAGGACCGAAGAAGAAUACGCCGAGUCGUCCCUUACUUUGCGCGCUAUAGUCUCUUCCAAGGAAGCGGGUGUUAUCAUUGGCAAGGCCGGCAAGAAUGUCGCUGACCUGCGCAACGAGACCGGUGUUCGCGCCGGCGUUAGCAAGGUCGUCCUAGGAGUGCACGACCGUGUGCUCACCGUCACUGGUGCUCUCCGUGGGAUCGCAAAGGCUUAUGGGCUUGUUGCCAGGGGACUGCUCGAAGGUGCCCCGCAGAUGGGUAUGGGCGGCUUGCUCAGAAGCGACGGCACCCAUCCUGUUCGCCUGCUCAUAUCCCACAAUCAAAUGGGUACCAUCAUCGGUCGCCAGGGCCUGAAGAUCAAGCAGAUUCAGGACGUCUCAGGCGUUCGCAUGGUGGCGCAGAAGGAGAUGCUGCCACAAUCUACUGAACGCAUUGUCGAGGUUCAAGGCGCGCCCGGAGGAAUUGAGAAGGCUGUCUGGGAAAUUGGCAAGUGCCUGAUCGAUGACAGCGAGCGCGGCUACGGAACAGUGCUCUACAAUCCAGCCGUCAGAGUUGCUCCGGGAGCUGGCCCAAUCCCCAACGGUGGUGGAAUUCCCGCUGGAAUCGGUGGUGCACCCCGCUCUUACAACCGUACUGGACACGGCGCGGAUUUCAGCGACUCUCCGCCCAACACCUACAACAAUCGACGGUCUGGAUCUGAGGUCGGAACCCGACCCCCUCCCCCAACACACACCGAGGAUGGAGAAGAGAUGCAGACUCAGAACAUCAGCAUCCCUUCAGACAUGGUUGGCUGCAUCAUCGGCCGCGGUGGCAGUAAGAUUAGCGAGAUUCGCAAGAGCUCCGGGGCUCGCAUCUCCAUUGCGAAGGCCCCUCAUGACGACUCCGGCGAGAGAAUGUUCACCAUUACCGGCAGCUCGGCCAGCAAUGAGAAGGCUCUGUAUUUGUUGUACGAGAAUCUAGAGGCUGAGAAAAUGAGGCGAAGCCAGGUACAAGAGUAG
Molecule: messenger RNA, 1104 nt
Organism: Mytilinidion resinicola
Lineage: Eukaryota; Fungi; Ascomycota; Dothideomycetes; Mytilinidiales; Mytilinidiaceae
Exons: 2
Coding region: 1-1104 (367 amino acids)
Biological process (GO): 3'-UTR-mediated mRNA stabilization
Cellular component (GO): nucleus; cytoplasm
Molecular function (GO): mRNA 3'-UTR AU-rich region binding
Source: RefSeq, a predicted model, not a curated record